Messenger RNA from Rhinocladiella mackenziei CBS 650.93, 2283 nucleotides. RefSeq lists its product as uncharacterized. Bases 1 to 2283 code for a protein of 760 amino acids. The transcript has a single exon. The record is from RefSeq and is a predicted model, not a curated record. Lineage: Eukaryota; Fungi; Ascomycota; Eurotiomycetes; Chaetothyriales; Herpotrichiellaceae.
AUGGCCACUCUUCAUUCGGCUUUAAAGGCUCUGGCCCCCUGCAACUUCUCAGACAUCCCGCCGAAGCAGGAGGAGCUGGAUCCGUUCUUAACUGACCUCUUCUCCAAAGUCGAGUCUAUAGUUGAAUCUGUACCUAUUCCCGAUCCGAAUCCCUCGCACCGACACCGGUCUUAUACUACGGGCUCUAUAGCUUCGAGUGCCUCUGAAGUGCUCGUAUCCACUGCGCGAAGUCCUCCGCCCCCGCCCGAAUAUGCAGAACUACAGAAAGAAUGGGGUAAGCCUAUUAAGCUCUCCGUCAAAGAAAAUCCUAUGGGGAUAGCUGUGUAUAAACUCGGGAGUAAAGAUGGUAAAGGAGCUUGGUUUGCACGUAGGAGUGUGCACGAGGGACUCGGAUUCAGUCGUUUCAAGCGAGGCUUUGAACGAGAAUUUCCUGCCUCGCUCGCUGUACAGGGUGCUCCCGGUGAAGGCAACAUUCGAGGCAUUGGUGCUGAGACUAGAGUGGAAGAGAUAACGGUGCCAAACAGAGGCAAGCUGGAAGUGUACAGACUCAGUGCGCAAUUUCCAGGACCAACCACACCACGAGACUUUGUUACACUACUCAUCACAUCCUCCAAGGCCAUGCAACAACGUGGAGAUGCUCAUAAAGUGCCCGAGCUGGCGCCCCGCCAUUAUAUGAUCGUCUCGAAACCCUGCAAUCACCCUCAGACUCGGCCCAGAAACGGCUUCAUCCGUGGUCAGUAUGAAUCGGUAGAGUUCAUUCGCGAAAUCCCCAGAAAGCUCAAAACCACGACUUCCUCCACCGAUUUGUUGCACCUUGGCCACCACAGGGCACCCUCACCUUCACUUGAGAAAGAUGUCUUGAGACACAAUGCAGAGAGUCAUGGAGUUCCAUUCGGCCACGACCACGACCAUGACAAUAAACAUCUGAGGGUCGACACGGGUGGCUCUGUACACAGAGAAUUGUCCCCGGGAAGCAGAAAGAGAAGUGCCACGGUCGGUGUUCCAGCUAGUCCCGUAAAAACUCAGGAUCCUAGUGAACCCUACGACCCAGAGGAAAAUCCCGUUGAAUGGAUAAUGAUAACUCGAAGUGACCCCGGUGGCAGCGUUCCACGUUUCAUGGUCGAGAGAGGGACACCUUCGAGUAUCUGUGCUGACGCCCAGAAAUUCUUGGACUGGGCGUGCCGGUGGGAAGAUGACCAGGAACCGCUCGAGAAGACCGAUUCAAGACCGGACACGAGGCGACGCGAAAGCUUUGCCAGCUGGGAGGCCAAUGGGACUCUUGCUGGAAUCAGAGAGCAUGAGGAAAGUUUGCAAACCAUUGAACAGUUGCCACCGCCGGUUCCCAAGGCUUCCGAAUCCCAGGUAGCAAUACCAAAUCGGGAAGAACAGCCAAAUUCUAUACAACACCCUCCUUCGUCUCCUAGCCAUUUCUUAACGACCGUUACGGAAGCACUCGACUCUUCUGCAACCCAGGUAGGUCGCAAUCAGUUUCCAAAUCAUACACCGAAAGGAAGCCCGAAAUUAGGAGUCAGUCAACUCAAUGGGCCGCAGGACUUCCCCAAGCUAGGUGUACUGCAACAGGCAGACACACCGAACAAUGACGAUGACGCUUCAUCGACCAUCUCAACCACUUCUUUUGCAUCAGCCGACUCCCGCCUCGUCUCGGAUGAAUUCCCUUCAAUCUCAUCCAAAUCACUAUCUGAGAGGACCGAAAGCCAACUUCUGGUGCAGCACGACAAAGAGUUAGCGAAGCUUUCAGAACGCAAAGCAGCCAUGGAUGCCAAAUUCGCUCAGCAGCGGGAAAAAUUGUCCAGCCAAGCCAACAAGGAGAGUGAGAAAGAACAGAACGCUCUGAAAAGGGCCGAAGUGAAGCACGAGCGAGAAUUGAAGAAACAUGAGGAGAAAUACCAAAAGGAAGUGGCCAAAUUGGAAUGGAAGAAGAAGAAAGAGGACAAGAAACUAGCAGAAAAGAAAAGGAAGCAACAAGAUAAAGAUGAGAAGUCCCGUCUGACCAGAGAACGAGACGAAGCCCGAGCUGAACUCGAGUUACUGAAAAAGGAGCGUGAUAUCUACUCACGGCAGAUUCAUGAACUGCAGAAAGAGAACAUGGCUCUAAUGGCUCGAAUUGGCAAGCUUGAGGGCAGUGGACUGUCAGUUGACAGCUCAUCCAGUGGGACUAAUAGACUGAGGGCACUGACGAUGGGGCAUGAAGGUCGAAGUAGGAGUUCGAGCAUUCUAAAUCGUAUGAGGAACAAGGCAGAGACAAGUAGUGAAGGGUCUUGA